CUUGCUUACGUAUCUGCAGUUUAAAGGACCUGAGGACUCAGUGACAGCCUGGGAGGAUAUUUUCAAGUUUGGAAUGGUCCCUAUAUAAAUAGAACGGAUGAGCAUAACUUUGGGAUAAAAUUAGCCGGCAGUUUGUGGACGCUCCAGCCUUGCCUGUGUGCUGGGUGCUGCUCUCCUGAUAAAUCAGUGCUCAGCUUCCACAGGACGCAGAGCAUGGACAGCGCCGUCACCCCUCUCAGCAAGGCUGGGGCUGCCAAGUUAGUUAAGAAAAAUUUCCUGGAGGCUCUAAAAUCAAAUGACUUCGCCACACUGGAGGCUAUUUUAAUCCAGAGGCAAAUAGAUGUGGACACAGUGUUUGAAGUCGAAGAUGAGAACAUGGUUUUGGCAUCUUACAAACAAGGCUAUUGGUUGCCCAGUUACAAGUUGAAGUCUUCCUGGGCAACAGGUCUGCACCUCUCAGUCUUGUUUGGUCACGUGGAGUGCCUGAUGGUACUGCUGGACCACAACGCUACCAUCAACUGCCGGCCCAACGGGAAGACCCCUCUGCACGUGGCUUGCGAAAUGGCCAACCUCGACUGCGUGAAGGUUCUCUGUGAUCGUGGCGCGAAGCUCAACUGCUACUCCCUGAGCGGACACACGGCUUUGCACUUCUGCACCACGCCAAGCUCCAUCCUCUGUGCCAAGCAGUUGGUGUGGCGAGGUGCAAAUGUGAACAUGAAAACCAACAACCAGGAUGAGGAGACGCCCCUGCACACUGCUGCCCACUUCGGCCUCUCUGAGCUAGCGGCCUUCUACGUGCAGCACGGGGCCAUCGUAGACAGCAUGAAUGCCCACAUGGAGACCCCACUGGCCAUUGCCACGUACUGGGCCCUGCGCUUCAAGGAGCAGGAAUACAGCAGGGAACACCACCUCAUCUGCCGCAUGCUGCUGGACAACAACGCUGAGGUCAACGCCCGUGAUGAUGACUUCAAGUCCCCUCUGCACAAGGCUGCCUGGAAUUGCGACCAGGUGCUUAUGCACAUGAUGCUGGAGGCGGGCGCUGAGGCCAACCUCAUGGAUAUCAACGGCUGCGCAGCCAUCCAGUACGUGUUGAAGGUCACCUCCGUGCGUCCCGCCGCACAGCCUGAGGUCUGCUACCAGCUGCUGCUGAACCACGGGGCUGCGCGCAUCUACCCCCCACAGUUCCACAAGGUGAUCCAGGCUUGCCAUGCUUGCCCCAAAGCGAUUGAAGUGGUGGUCAACGCCUAUGAGCACAUCAGAUGGAACAUCAAGUGGAGAAGAGCUAUUCCCGACGAUGACCUGGAGAAACACUGGGAUUUUUACCACUCUCUCUUCAAGGUGUGCUGCAACACUCCCAGGACCCUCAUGCACUUGUCGAGGUGUGCCAUUCGCAAAGCGUUACACAACAGAUGCCACAAAGCGAUCCCUCUGCUGUCCCUCCCAUUGUCAUUGAAGAAGUACUUGCUUUUGGAGCCAGAGGGAAUCAUUUAUUAAGUCUUAGGAGACAGCAGUUCCCAGUGCUAGAUAUUUCAGUGGGCUCGCUGGGUAGACGAAGUUUGCGUAUAUAAAAUGAUACUUGGGUUGAUUAUAACACUUUGGGGAUUUCAAAAACGCUUUGCAAACACCAUAUCAUUAAUCUUAGAGUAGCACGGUGAGGGGCAACAAGCAAGUAAAGUUAAAAGAAUUU
Acomys russatus (golden spiny mouse) is the source of this 1687-nucleotide messenger RNA. It is a transcript of the gene Asb4, whose product is annotated as ankyrin repeat and SOCS box containing 4. The coding region runs from base 214 to 1494 and encodes 426 amino acids. The transcript is spliced from 5 exons. The record is from RefSeq and is a predicted model, not a curated record. Gene Ontology annotation, molecular function: protein binding. NCBI's taxonomy places the organism in Eukaryota, Metazoa, Chordata, Mammalia, Rodentia, Muridae. Gene Ontology annotation, biological process: intracellular signal transduction.